Molecule: messenger RNA, 4895 nt
Organism: Triplophysa rosa
Lineage: Eukaryota; Metazoa; Chordata; Actinopteri; Cypriniformes; Nemacheilidae
Product: receptor-type tyrosine-protein phosphatase mu-like
Exons: 34
Biological process (GO): protein dephosphorylation
Molecular function (GO): protein tyrosine phosphatase activity; protein binding
Source: RefSeq, a predicted model, not a curated record
AUCCCAUGCACGGCCCGCGACGGCUGCAGGUCAUCGACAUCAAAUCCAAGCAGUUCACCGUUCGCUGGGAGCCGUUCGGCUACAACGUGACGCGCUGUCACAACUACAGUCUGACGGUGGAGUAUCGCUACACGCUGAACGCUGAAGAAGAAACCAGAGAGGAGAAAUGUACCGAUACGCUCAGCAUCUCUCCUCAACACACCAUCCGGAACCUGCUGCCCUUCACCAACGUCAGCGUGAAACUCGUACUGAGAAACCCCGAGGGCGUCAAAGAGAGUGAAGAGCUCAACGUUCUGACGGAUGAGGACGUGCCGGGAACCGUUCCUCUGGAGUCAAUCCAGGGCAGCACAUAUGAGGAGAAGAUCGCUCUCAGGUGGAGAGAACCCAUUCAGACGUAUGGAAUCAUCAAACAGUAUGAGAUCUUCUACAAGGCCGUGAGCUCGUUUGACCCUGAGUUUAAUCUGGCCAAUCAGAGCGGGAAGGUGUUGAAGUUCAGUAACGAGACGUCACAUGUGUUUGUGGGAUUGUAUCCUGGUUCCACGUACUCCUUCACUAUCAGAGCCAGCACGGUCAAGGGCUACGGACCACCGGUCAUCACCCAGUUCACAAGCAAGAUAUCACGUAAGAGCAUCACCAUGUUUCCACAAGAACUCACACUAAACCAAUCAGAGUGUCAUCUCUCAUUCCUUUUAAGACAAUCCCAGAUGACUGGAGCCCCCGUCAGUGUGUAUCAGGUGGUGGUUGAAGAGGAGCGUCCGCGGCGUUCACGGAGAGCUGCAGAGAUUCUGCGGUGUUAUCCAAUCCCCAUCCACUUCCAGAACACAUCCGUGCUGAACUCUCAGUAUUACUUCACAGCAGAGUUCCCUGCCGGCCGGAUUCAGAGCCCACUGCCCUUCACUGUGGGAGACAACCGGACGUAUGACGGCUACUGGAACCUUCCGCUGCUGCCUCACAAGAGCUACAGCAUCUACUAUCAGGCCGUCAGCACGGCCAACGGGGAAACUAAAAUCGAUUGUGUUCGUGUGGCUACUAAAGCUGCAAUUAUAGUGACACAGCUGACCACCCCGUAUGUGCGCAUCGCACCCGCUGCGGGCGACAGCCAACUAACAGGUGCGGCCACCAGGAAGCCUGACGCUGUUGAACCCGAGAAACAGACAGAUCACACGGUGAAGAUCGCUGGCGUGAUCGCUGGCAUUCUGCUCUUCGUCAUCAUCUUCCUCGGUGUGGUGCUGGUCAUGAAGAAACGAAGAUCCUCUUACUCCUACACUUACUACCUGAAACUGGCAAAGAAGCGCAAGGAGACGUUGAGCAGCACGCGUCAGGAGAUGACGGUGAUGGUGAACUCCAUGGAUAAGAGUUACACUGAACAGGGCACCAGCUGUGAUGAAGCCAUUUCUUUCAUGGACACACACAAUCUCAAUGGAAGACCUGUUUCCUCGCCGUCCUCCUUUACCAUGAAGACUAACACGCUGACCACCUCCGUGCCAAACUCCUAUUACCCAGACCCCUUUGUGCCGACCGCAAUCUUAGAUGAGCCUCACACGAUGACCAGUGAAACCAGCAGUCUGGUUCAGUCUCACACUCAUUCCUACAAGAAGCGAGAGGCGGCGGACGUGCCGUAUCAGACGGGACAGCUUCAUCCGGCCAUCCGUGUGGCAGAUCUCCUUCAGCACAUCACGCAGAUGAAGUGUGCCGAGGGAUACGGCUUUAAAGAAGAGUAUGAGAGCUUCUUUGAAGGUCAGGCUGCACCCUGGGACUCGGCCAAAAAAGACGAGAACAGAAUGAAGAAUCGCUACGGCAACAUCAUCGCAUAUGAUCAUUCACGUGUCCGACUGCAGCCGGUGGAGGGAGAGCAGAGCUCAGAUUAUAUUAAUGCUAAUUAUGUGGAUGGCUAUCAUCGGCCGAAUCAUUACAUCGCUACACAAGGUAACGGACUUCAUGUGCUGUGUAGAAGAACUUUGUGUGAUUUCAUUGUCUCUUGGAAACUGGCAAAGAAGCGCAAGGAGACGUUGAGCAGCACGCGUCAGGAGAUGACGGUGAUGGUGAACUCCAUGGAUAAGAGUUACACUGAACAGGGCACCAGCUGUGAUGAAGCCAUUUCUUUCAUGGACACACACAAUCUCAAUGGAAGACCUGUUUCCUCGCCGUCCUCCUUUACCAUGAAGACUAACACGCUGACCACCUCCGUGCCAAACUCCUAUUACCCAGACCCCUUUGUGCCGACCGCAAUCUUAGAUGAGCCUCACACGAUGACCAGUGAAACCAGCAGUCUGGUUCAGUCUCACACUCAUUCCUACAAGAAGCGAGAGGCGGCGGACGUGCCGUAUCAGACGGGACAGCUUCAUCCGGCCAUCCGUGUGGCAGAUCUCCUUCAGCACAUCACGCAGAUGAAGUGUGCCGAGGGAUACGGCUUUAAAGAAGAGUAUGAGAGCUUCUUUGAAGGUCAGGCUGCACCCUGGGACUCGGCCAAAAAAGACGAGAACAGAAUGAAGAAUCGCUACGGCAACAUCAUCGCAUAUGAUCAUUCACGUGUCCGACUGCAGCCGGUGGAGGGAGAGCAGAGCUCAGAUUAUAUUAAUGCUAAUUAUGUGGAUGGCUAUCAUCGGCCGAAUCAUUACAUCGCUACACAAGGUCCCAUGCAGGAGACCAUCUAUGACUUCUGGAGGAUGGUGUGGCAGGAGAACACAGCAACCAUCGUCAUGGUAACCAAUCUGGUGGAGGUCGGUCGGGUGAGUUGUCCCAUGCAGGAGACCAUCUAUGACUUCUGGAGGAUGGUGUGGCAGGAGAACACAGCAACCAUCGUCAUGGUAACCAAUCUGGUGGAGGUCGGUCGGACGUUGAAUAUGGUGACGCCCACAUUACGAGUGGAGGACUGUAGCAUCGCUCUGUUGCCACGUAACCACGAGAAGAACCGCUGCAUGGACGUCCUGCCUCCGGACCGCUGUCUUCCCUUCCUCAUCACCAUUGAUGGAGAGAGCAGUAAUUACAUCAACGCUGCGCUCAUGGACAGCUACAAGCAGCCGUCUGCGUUCAUCGUGACCCAACAUCCACUGCCCAACACCGUCAAAGACUUCUGGAGACUGGUGCUGGAUUACCACUGCACAUCGAUAGUCAUGCUGAACGACGUGGAUCCUGCUCAGCUGUGUCCUCAGUACUGGCCUGAGAACGGAGUUCAUCGUCACGGCCCCAUUCAGGUGGAGUUUGUGUCCGCUGAUCUGGAGGAGGAUAUCAUCAGCAGAAUAUUCCGCAUCUACAACGCUGCACGGCCUCAGGACGGGUACCGGAUGGUACAGCAGUUCCAGUUUUUGGGUUGGCCCAUGUACCGCGACACACCCGUCUCCAAACGCUCAUUCCUCAAACUCAUCAGACAGGUGGAUAAAUGGCAGGAGGAGUAUGAUGGUGGAGAGGGACGUACCGUAGUACACUGCCUUAACGGAGGCGGACGCAGCGGGGCGUUCUGUGCCAUCAGCAUCGUGUGUGAGAUGUUGAGACAGCAGCAUUCAGUCGAUGUGUUUCACGCUGUAAAGACUCUGAGAAACAACAAACCCAACAUGGUGGACCUACUGGAUCAGUAUAAGUUUUGUUAUGAAGUGGCGGUGGAAUACUUGAAUUCCGGGUAAAUUGAGCAGAAGCUGCCGCCUCCAUUCCUUUCCAUAGCCCCCCAAACGCUACACCACAAGAAUGUUUCAGACUGGAAGUUUUCCAACAGUUUGGAUUCUGUAUUUCUGGGAUCGGACAAAUGAACUCUGAUGUCACCCACACUCGACUCUUUCACCUGCAGAGAGAGACUGAUGUCUUUUAUCUUUACUGGCUUUUUAUCCUCAUCGGACGAUGUCGGUCAAUUCCAUUUCUGUGUGGAAUGCAACGUCACGUGAAUGUCUAUUUUCUAUCACGUUUAUUUUGCUUUUGUACGUCUGUUUAUGAAUUGUUGGCAUGUACAGUUUUAUCCCAUUGUGGCAUUACCAGUGCAGAUAUUAAAGCGUUUCGUUGUGUUUGUGUCGAGCGAUGGAGAAACUGCUGAAAUGAUACGCGCGCUAAAACGUCCCGUCAAAAGAUCCAAAGCUUGUAUUUGUGAUCAUUUUGUUUAUAUUGUAAAUAGUUGAAGUUCACCAGAUAAUUUAUUCGUUGAUGGUUUUUGUGAAGCACACUGAGUGACAAUCAUGUUUUAAUUUGGUCAUUAUUAUCAUAAGGACUCGACAUAUAAUAGUGACCAGAUUGUAUUGUUAACUUUUUAUUUAUCUGGUAUGAAAAAAAAACUCAAAACCUAUAAAUACAUAUCUAUAUCUGCCCACCUGCCGUUCACGUGUCCUUUGUGCCGUGUCAGUAAUGGAUAAAAACAUACUUUUAGGAAGCUCAUAUUCAAUUUUCAGAUGAACUGUGUUGUGUGACUUUAUAAACACAGUCUUGUCAUGAGCUGUGUUCAGAUAACCUGUGAGCACAUAUUCUACUGUAUAUGUUCAUGCUGUUGUUUCAGACACACGUGCGCGCGCGCACAAUGAAGUUUUAAAUAAUAGCCUAUAGGGUACUACAUGUAGGAAACACCUCUAUUUUAUACAGGAUUACAUUGCCAAGUUACAAACUAUGAUCACAAGCUGAAGGACAAUAUCACCACCCGCACACAUCCUCCAUCAUACAGGAUUUACACCUCAUGAUUGCAACAAUGCUUUUCUGGACCAGCAGCAACAAUAUCAAGACAUUUCCCAGCAUACUGUAACUCACCUCUACCAAUUCAGUUCUGUCAGAUUCUUCCAUAAUUCACACACAAACACGCCUUAUAUAUACUGUAUAUAUAAUUAUAUAUAAUAUAAGAACUUUCUUAAGAUAAAUUAUAGGAAGUUCUUAAGUGCAUUUCUCAAACAUCUUCAUUUUUUCUAAGAAUAAACGUGCAGUCUUUG